UUUUGUCAUAGAAAAAGCAUCGUAAAACUUCAAUUUUUAUGGUUCCAUUUUACGUGUGAGAAACUUAAAUAUGACAAUGUCAAAGUUUGAUUUAACUUCCCGUAAUGGUCAAUAUUUAGAUAGACAUUUAGUAUUUCCAUUAUUAGAAUUUUUGUCGGCUAAAGAGAUUUACGAUGAGACUGAACUUCUUCAGGCAAAACUCGACAUACUGAGUAAAACUAAUAUGAUAGAUUAUGCUAUUGAUAUUAGAAAGCAAUUGUAUCCUAAUGAGGAAGUUCCAGAGGAACUUAAGAGUCGAAGAAUUCAUGUCGUUGCUCGAUUGCAAGAACUACAAACUGAAGUGGAUCCUAUUUUGAAAAUUAUGGGAAUGGAAGAUGUAAUGAAAACUGUUGAAACCAUGAGGGAUCCCAAAACUCUCAUAAAUUAUCUUACUAAAGAAUUUGAUUUCAAGAUAGAGAUGAUCGACAGUAUGUAUCAGCUAGCCAAACAUCGUUAUGAGUGUGGAAAUUAUUCUGUUUCAACCAGUUACUUAUACUUCUGCAUGCUGGUUAUGCCUCCAACUGAUAAGAAUUAUAUUAAUGUGCUUUGGGGGAAAUUAGCAUCUGAAGUGUUGGUUCAAAAUUGGGAUGCUGCAUUAGAAGACUUGAAUAAAUUGCGAGACUAUAUUGAUAAUAAUUCCUUUGGAAGUAAUAUUCAGGUUCUGCAACAAAGAACUUGGCUCAUUCAUUGGAGUUUGUUUGUAUUUUUUAAUCAUGCUAAAGGCCGUGACCUGAUUGUGGAAAUGUUUCUUUACAAACCACCUUAUCUAAAUGCUAUCCAAACUAUGUGUCCACAUGUACUACGAUAUUUGGCAACAGCAGUCAUAAUCAAUCGCACUCGUAGAAAUGCACUGAAGGAUUUAGUGAAGGUUAUUCAACAGGAAUCAUAUACAUAUAGAGAUCCUAUAACUGAAUUCAUAGAGCAUCUUUAUGUAAACUUUGACUUUGAGGGAGCCCGUCAAAAACUUCACGAGUGCCAAACAGUUUUGUACAAUGAUUUCUUCUUGAUCGCUUGUUUAUCUGAAUUUGUAGAAAAUGCACGAUUAAUGAUCUUUGAGACCUUCUGUAGAAUACAUAAUUGCAUCAGCAUUGGUAUGUUAGCUGAAAAACUGAACAUGAAUCCAGAAGAAGCAGAAUGCUGGAUAGUGAAUUUGAUAAGAAAUGCUCGUUUAGAUGCUAAAAUUGACUCUAAAUUGGGGCAUGUUGUUAUGGGUGGUCAACCACUUAGUCCAUAUCAACAAUUAAUUGAAAAAAUAGAUUCGUUGGCAGUCAGGUCAGAAGCUUUGGCAGGUUUGGUUGACAGGAAACAUAAAGCUAAAAAUCAAGAUAUACGUUGGGGAACGCAGGAAUUUUGAGCAGUAUUUUUCUCAUAAUUAACUAUAACGUGUUUUAGCAACUUUUUCUGCAGAACCUAAAUAAAAUGUUUAUAAUAUUUUGUGUUUUUAGUACUUGCUAGUUUCUAAUGAG
Molecule: messenger RNA, 1505 nt
Organism: Ctenocephalides felis (cat flea)
Lineage: Eukaryota; Metazoa; Arthropoda; Insecta; Siphonaptera; Pulicidae
Product: eukaryotic translation initiation factor 3 subunit E-like
Exons: 10
Coding region: 71-1393 (440 amino acids)
Biological process (GO): translational initiation
Cellular component (GO): nucleus; cytoplasm; eukaryotic translation initiation factor 3 complex
Molecular function (GO): translation initiation factor activity
Source: RefSeq, a predicted model, not a curated record